AUGAAAGUAGCUGUCUUUGGACUACCUGCUUCAGGGAAGGGGACACUUUGUGCCAGGCUGAAAGAGAAGAUGAACCUGACUCACAUUUCUAGUGGUGAUUUGCUGCGGGAGUACAUGAGUGAAAUGGGAAGCAGUUGCAGUCUGGGCAAGACACUUGGAAAUGGGAACUUUGCUGGUGAUGAACUGAUAAUCCAUCUCAUUCGGAAUGCACUUCCAUCUGAUGGGUACUUGUUGGAUGGGUUUCCUAGGCGAAUUAGCCAAAAGGGCGUAUUUCCAGUUGAUGUUGCGGUAUUCAUUCGCAUUGAGGUGGAUACGGCAGUGGAGCGAAUGAGGGAUAGGGCAGAGAAGGAGGAAGUGGUGCGGUCUGAUGACAACACGGAUGCAUUCAGGCAGCGAAUCAAGAACUACAACGAGUUGACUAUGCCAGUGAUAGAGGCAUUCAGGGCGGAGAACAGGCUGAUUGAGGUUGAUGGUGAGAGAGAGAAGGACGAGGUGGUUGCUGAUGCAAUGGGGCAGCUGGAAUCAAUGAAGUGA
Messenger RNA from Enterospora canceri, 534 nucleotides. NCBI's taxonomy places the organism in Eukaryota, Fungi, Microsporidia, Enterocytozoonidae. The record is from the annotation of a GenBank genome assembly.